CUUGUAUUUAUUAUUUUAUGAUGUCAAGUAUGUGUCAAGUGUCAAGGUGAUGUUAAAGUAAUUUAUCGACGACAAAUCAUUUUGGACGCAAAACGCAAAUAUUUUCGAUAAUUAUGACUAUUUUGAAAAUAUAACUGUUUUGGUUCGUUACCGUAUUGAAAACUUUGAAUAUUUUCGAGGACAGUUAAAAACUAGCUUUUCAAUCUGCAAUCUAUUUUUUUCCAAAGAUGAGUAGCAGUCAUCAGUAUCUUAAAGCAUCAAGUUCUAAGUCUGUAACAACUCGUUUAGGUGAUAUUGAACAUUUAUCACAAUUAUCAGAACAUUUGUCUUCUCUCUGUCUAAGUCACGAAUACUCCGAUGUAACUCUUGUAGUCGAGGGGCAAAAGUUGUAUGCACAUAAGGUUAUUUUGGCAGCUCGCAGUGAUUAUUUUAGAGCACUACUUUAUGGAGGGCUAAAGGAAUCCACUCAGUCAGAAAUUAUUCUCCCAGAUGCUCCAUUAAACGCAUUUAAGAUCCUUUUAAAAUAUAUUUAUACUGGUCAUAUGUUUCUAAUGACCUUAAAGGAAGAUGUGAUUUUGGAUACUUUGGGAUUAGCACAUCAAUAUGGAUUUGAGGAAUUGGAGUUUGCUAUAUCAGAUAUUUUAAAGCAACUAUUAGCUUUAAGAAAUGUGUGUGCUAUACUUGAUACUGCUCAUCUGUAUGGAUUGGAUAAGCUUAUAGAUGUAUGUCAUACAUUUUUAGAUAAACAUGCCAAUGAAAUUUUACUACAUGAAACCUUUAUUGCAUUGUCUCAGACUUCCUUGGUUGAUCUUCUGCAGAGAGAUUCCUUUUUUGCCCCAGAAGUUGAAAUUUUUAGAGGGGUGUGUAACUGGUGUAAAGCCAAUGAAGAUCAUAGUGACUUAGCCAUGAAAUGUGUUCGACUUCCUUUGAUGAAUGUAGCUGACUUAUUGUCAGUAGUUAGACCAGCCGGAUUAGUCAAGCCUGAUUGUCUAUUAGAUGCUAUCGCUGAUAGAACUAAUUGCAGAACUAACAGCCUACCCCACAGAGGACAACUAGUUGUAGAUGAAAAUGUGGCUUGUCCUCGUACUGGAUCAAAAGUUGUUAUUGGUGAACUUUCAGAAUAUUUACUUGAUGGAGACUAUUACAGUUAUGACAUGGACAAAGGUUAUACUAGACAUGCCAUCAAUGGUCCUGCAGAUCAGGGAAUUAUAGUGAAAUUAGGAGUACCUUCUAUUAUAAAUCAUAUUAGAAUGUUGCUGUGGGAUCGAGACAUCAGAUCAUAUUCAUAUUAUGUUGAAGUGUCUAUGGAACAAAAAGAUUGGGUUAGAGUAGUGGAUUACAGCCAGUAUUGUUGCAGGUCUUGGCAAUAUCUUUAUUUCAACACACGCGUUGUGCAGUUUAUCAGAAUAGUAGGAACUCACAAUACAGUGAACAAGGUGUUUCAUUUAGUGACUUUUGAAUGCAUGUAUAAACAGAAAAUUCCCAAAAUGCUCAAUGACAUUAUAUGUCCAAAUUACAAUGUUGCAACUCUAGAAAAGAGUGCAGUGGUAAUUGAAGGUGUAAGUCGAGCAAGAAAUGCAUUAUUAAAUGGAGACACCAAACAAUAUGACUGGGAUUCGGGGUAUACAUGUCAUCAGCUGGGAUCAGGAGCAAUACUGAUUCAGCUAGGGCAACCAUACAUAAUUUCAAGUUUGAGACUUCUUUUGUGGGACUGUGAUGAUCGUAGUUAUAGUUAUUACAUAGAAUCCUCUGUAAAUAUAUGGGAAUGGGAAAUGGUAGUGGACAAUACUAGGGAGAGUUGCAAAUCUUGGCAAGUCAUUAAAUUUCCCCCUAGGCCUGUUGUUUUUAUAAGAAUUGUAGGAACUCAUAACACAGCUAAUGAGGUAUUUCAUUGCGUUCAUUUUGAAUGCCCCUCUGGCGAGGACAACCAGAACUGUGUUGUCACAGUGUCAGUGACCAAUAAGAACAAGGAGCUUAUAAAUAGCUCGGCCAGUGGUAAUGAUGAAUCGACGAAUGCGCCAUUUGCGGAGACAGCUACAGAGGCUGAAGAAGUUAUGCCUGUAGUAGGGAAUUCAAGCAGGCUUUAGUUUUAAAAUUUGACUAUUUACCUUAGAAACAGUUUGUGUUAAUUCUAGCGAAGCAGUGUCAGGCAAUAUGUUAAAGUCAUUUUCGACUAUUAUGAUGUUGUUCAGCUAUGUAUUUGAUUCAUAAAAAAUCAACUUUGAACAAAUGUAAAAUUAGUCGCUCUUUUAUAUCACAACUUUGUUACACAUAGAAAACUGCAAGUUUCAUUCUGUUGUGAAAUAUUUCCUCACCAGUGAAUAACCUAUUUUUUCUCGUAAUCUAAGUAAUACUAAGUUGCGUUUCAUUGAAAGUACAUAUAAAUAUUAUUGUUUUGAAGUGUUAUUUUUUUAAAUAAAGUUAUCAAAGUCA
Molecule: messenger RNA, 2433 nt
Organism: Sitophilus oryzae (rice weevil)
Lineage: Eukaryota; Metazoa; Arthropoda; Insecta; Coleoptera; Curculionidae
Gene: BTBD9
Product: BTB/POZ domain-containing protein 9
Exons: 14
Coding region: 228-2087 (619 amino acids)
Biological process (GO): circadian behavior; adult locomotory behavior; modulation of chemical synaptic transmission
Molecular function (GO): protein binding
Source: RefSeq, a predicted model, not a curated record